AUGUCUAACCUCUUCGCCAAUAUAUCGUCCGAAAUUAGACACCUCAUAUGCCAGUCACUGUUGCCAACCGACCUGACAAAGGUGGGUUCCUCAUCAUGA
Molecule: messenger RNA, 99 nt
Organism: Parastagonospora nodorum SN15
Lineage: Eukaryota; Fungi; Ascomycota; Dothideomycetes; Pleosporales; Phaeosphaeriaceae
Exons: 2
Coding region: 1-99 (32 amino acids)
Source: RefSeq, a predicted model, not a curated record